Acytostelium subglobosum LB1 is the source of this 1386-nucleotide messenger RNA. RefSeq lists its product as hypothetical. Lineage: Eukaryota; Evosea; Eumycetozoa; Acytosteliales; Acytosteliaceae. Gene Ontology annotation, biological process: translation; translational elongation. The record is from RefSeq and is a predicted model, not a curated record. The transcript has a single exon. Gene Ontology annotation, molecular function: GTP binding; translation elongation factor activity; GTPase activity. The annotation marks the transcript as partial.
GCAACAACAAUGGGAAAGGAGAAGACUCACAUUAACAUCGUCGUAAUUGGCCAUGUGGAUGCCGGAAAGUCCACUACAACGGGUCACUUGAUCUACAAGUGCGGUGGCAUUGACAAGCGUGUCAUUGAGAAGUACGAGAAGGAGGCCGCUGAGAUUGGCAAGCAGUCCUUCAAGUACGCUUGGGUCAUGGACAAGUUGAAGGCCGAGCGUGAGAGAGGUAUCACCAUUGAUAUCGCCCUGUGGAAGUUUGAGACUGCCAAGUACUACUUCACCAUCAUUGAUGCCCCAGGUCACCGUGACUUUAUCAAGAACAUGAUCACCGGUACCUCCCAGGCUGACUGUGCCGUGCUCGUCAUUGCCUCGCCAACCGGUGAGUUUGAGGCAGGUAUCGCCAAGAAUGGCCAGACCCGUGAGCAUGCUCUCCUGGCCUUCACUCUUGGUGUUCGCCAGAUGAUCGUCGCCGUCAACAAGAUGGAUGAGAAGUCCACCAGCUACUCUGAGGCUCGUUACAAUGAGAUUGUCAAGGAGACCGGCUCCUUCAUCAAGAAGAUUGGCUACAACCCUGAGAAGGUCCCAUUCGUGCCAAUCUCUGGCUGGAACGGUGACAACAUGUUGGAGAGGUCCCCCAACAUGGCCUGGUACAAGGGUCCAACUCUUCUCGAGGCCCUGGACAGCAUCGUUGAGCCAAAGAGACCAUCCGACAAGCCACUCCGUAUCCCACUCCAGGAUGUCUACAAGAUCGGUGGUAUCGGAACCGUCCCAGUCGGUCGUGUCGAGACCGGUGUGUUGAAGCCAGGUAUGCUCGUCACCUUUGCCCCAUCUGGACUCACCACCGACGUCAAGUCCGUGGAGAUGCACCACGAGCAGCUUCCUCAGGCCACUCCAGGUGACAACGUUGGUUUCAACGUCCGCAACCUUUCCGUCAAGGACAUCAAGAGAGGUAUGGUUGCUGGUGACUCAAAGAAUGACCCACCCUUCGAGACUGAGACCUUCACGGCCCAGGUCAUCAUCAUGAACCACCCAGGCCAGAUCCACGCCGGUUACGCACCAGUGCUCGACUGUCACACCGCCCACAUUGCUUGCAAGUUCAGCAAGAUCCUGGACAAGGUGGACCGUCGUUCCGGCGCCAUCAUGCCCAAGGAGGGAGCUGGUGACAUUGUCUUGAAGAAUGGUGACUCGGCCAUGGUUGAGCUCACUCCCUCCAAGCCAAUGUGUGUUGAGACCUUCACCGAGUACCCACCACUCGGUCGUUUCGCCGUGCGUGAUAUGAGACAGACCGUUGCCGUCGGUGUUGUCAAGGCCGUCACCAAGAAGGUUGCUGGAAAGCCAGGAGACAAGAAGCCUGCAGCUGGAGCAGCCGGUGCAGCAGCAGCCCCAGCCAAGAAG